AUACCGGUUGUUGUUAUUGUUUGUUAUUUUGAAAAUGCAGCAGCUGCGAAUCGCCGUGAUCCGUGGCCUGGCUGGAAGGAUUCACCUCCAAUCUAGGAGUGCCCACGCUGCCAAUGCCGAGAUCUACGAUGUGGUCGUCAUCGGAGGCGGGCAUGCCGGAACAGAGGCCUCGGCGGCAGCCGCUCGCAUGGGAUCCCGCACCCUGCUGCUCACCCACAAGCUGGAGACCAUUGGCGAGAUGUCGUGCAAUCCCUCGUUCGGCGGCAUUGGCAAGGGCCACCUGAUGCGCGAAGUGGACGCCCUGGAUGGCGUUUGUGCCCGCUGCUGCGAUGUGUCGGGAGUUCACUACAAGGUGCUAAACAGGCGGCGCGGACCGGCGGUCUGGGGACCCAGAGCGCAGAUCGAUCGCCAGCUGUACAAGAAGGCUGUGCAGCGGGAACUGCAUAGUACUCCAAACCUGGAGAUCCGAGCAGCUGCCGUGGACAAUCUUCUGAUCGAGGAUGAACAGGAUACCCAAAUUCGACGUUGUGCCGGAGUCCUGUUGGCCAACGGCGAGGUGGUGCGCAGUCGAUCCGUGGUGCUCACCACGGGCACGUUCCUCAGGGCGCACAUAAAUAUCGGACUGGAGGUUCGUCCAGCUGGGCGGAUUGGUGAUGCUCCUGCCAAAGCUCUGGGCGAAGCCAUCGACAGAUUGGGCUUUCGCAUGGGAAGGCUGAAAACUGGAACUCCUCCUAGGAUAGCAAAAAGCAGUGUGGACUACUCUCAGCUCCAAAGACACGACGGUGAUAAUCCGCCUAUGUCUUUCUCCUUCCUUAACAAAGAAGUGUGGAUUCCGACUAAAGAUCAGCUACCCUGCUAUCUCACAUACACGACACCAAAGGUCAGCGACAUUGUCCGCAACAAUCUUCAUGUGAAUCGCCAUGUUACCGAGGAGAUAACAGGCCCACGUUACUGUCCUUCGAUUGAGUCAAAAAUCCUGCGAUUCGGCGCCAAGGUUCAUCAGGUCUGGUUGGAGCCAGAAGGACUGGACAGUCCUUUGGUGUACCCACAGGGAAUUUCCUGCACGCUGCCCCACGACCAGCAAGUGGAGCUCGUUCAUGCCAUACAGGGUCUGGAGAAGGCGGAAGUGGUUCAACCCGGAUACGGAGUGGAGUACGACUUCAUAGAUCCCCGCGAGCUGUACCCCACGCUGGAAACGAAGCGAGUGCCAGGACUCUUCUUCGCUGGACAGAUAAAUGGAACCACGGGAUACGAAGAGGCAGCUGCCCAGGGAAUCAUAGCUGGGGCUAAUGCAGCUGGCAAAACCCGCCACAGUGACGGAAGGCAAUUAACUAUUAGUCGAACUGAAGGAUACAUUGGCGUGCUGAUCGAUGACCUCACAUCUUUGGGAACCAACGAGCCCUACCGCAUGUUCACGAGCCGAGCAGAGUUCCGUUUGUCGCUUCGGCCGGACAACGCUGACAUGCGACUUACCCAAAAAGGCUACGAGUUUGGUCUAGUAUCCCCACAUCGCUAUAAGCAUUUCCAGCAAACCGAGGAGAGAUUACUAUCGGCCAUUAAGACCUUGAGGGGAUUACAAAAACACACCCACUAUUGGAGACAGGCUCUGGACUUGCCCAAAGCCAAGGCGUCGGUGGAGAAAACUGCCUUCGAUAUGCUUGGCAUUCCAGCGGACAACAUCACAGUGGAUCAGUUAAUCCAGCUUCAUCCCAACGAACUAAGUUGGCUGAGCGGCGAGCGAAACUUGGCCGAAAGGCUGAAAAUCGAGGCGCUGUACUCGUUUUUUGUCGAUGAACAGCAACGGGAUGUGGAGGAUGUGCGUCGUGAGGAGCGCCUAUCUAUUCCUGCCGACAUUGAUUACUUCUCCAAGUCUCUGAGCUUGUCCAACGAGGAAAGACAGAAGCUGACGCUCAUUCAACCGCAGACUAUUGCAGCAGCUAGUAGAAUUCAAGGGGUAACUCCUUCGACAAUUGUUAGGAUACUGAAGUAUGUUAAGAAAGCCGAGGUGGCAAAAGCGUAGUAAAGAUUAUAUAUAGUUUGUAAAUAUAGAAUCUUCUAAAAUA
Drosophila suzukii is the source of this 2063-nucleotide messenger RNA. Its product is annotated as protein MTO1 homolog, mitochondrial. Gene Ontology annotation, cellular component: mitochondrion; cytosol. Gene Ontology annotation, molecular function: flavin adenine dinucleotide binding. NCBI's taxonomy places the organism in Eukaryota, Metazoa, Arthropoda, Insecta, Diptera, Drosophilidae. The record is from RefSeq and is a predicted model, not a curated record. Gene Ontology annotation, biological process: mitochondrial tRNA wobble uridine modification; tRNA methylation.